UUAUGUAAAAUAAAGCGAGACGAACAGCCGUGCGACCGGACGUGUUUGACCGUUGAUUUUGAUUUUUAAUUCCGACGCGCUGCAAAGAAAGCAAACUAAACACGUACAAGGCGCUGUGUAAUUAUUUGUAUACCAAUUAUAGUACACAUUCCUGCAAUUAAACGCGUGUAUUCAAAGUAAAUCAUAAACAGGAUUGCAAAAAGUGUUAAAUAAAAGCGACGCCGCCUGCUGCAUUCGAUGGAAUUCGUAUAAUGCGUGCGAGCGCUUGUGAAUCUACGUAAGUGUGUGUGUAAAUUGUGACUGUGGGCGCUUGUCUGUGUUCUUUUGCGCGCCGCUUUUUAAUUGACCAAAGCGUUGUUCAAUUUAAUUGUGCAAAAACAAAGAUGCUAUGGCAUUGGGCAUUAUUCAAGCAAUGAGUAAAACAUAGCAAACAAACCGUCAUUGAAAAAACAAAGAAAACUAAACACGAAAGCUGUAGAGGUCUGUUUUGUGCGUGCAUUAGUGUGAGUGUGUGUGUCUGUCCAAAAUUUAAUGCAAUUCAAACGAAAUGGAGACCAUCGAGGAGCAAUCAAAAACAGAAAUGUCCAUUAUGUCAAAGCUGCCCACACGCAUCUGCCUGGUGGGCGAGGCUGGCAAAGAUGCGGACACGCUGCAGGCAGCCGAGAGCUUUGGCAUGCCUGUCAUCCAGUCGGAGACCGGUCUGGACAUCAUCAAUGAUAUGGAUUGGCGCACUUUCUAUGUGCUGCAGGACUUCGAGGACGAGAUCUUCGACACAAUACACAAACAAAAGGAAUGCAUUUUGGGUCCACCCGCUUUGAAGUAUGCGGCAGAGAUGAAACAGACACUGGGCCAGAAUACGCGGCCCAUUUACAACUAUGCAAUGCGCGGCGUGGUCACUUGCUUCACGGGCAUACGCAAAAAGGAUGAGCUGACUAAACUGGUAAAUCUCAUACACUCCAUGGGCGGUUGCAUCAAGAAGGAUUUGAAUACAAAAACCACGCAUCUGAUAUGCAAUCACAGUGGUGGCGAAAAGUAUCAAUACGCCAAAACCUUUCGCUUGACGGUGGUGCGUCCCGCUUGGGUUUAUGCCGCUUGGUCAGCACGCGAUUCAUUGGAGUUUGAGGCCACACAGGAUAGCUUUACCAAGGCGCAUCGUUUAAAGGCAUUCGAAGGCCAGAAAAUUUGCUUCUUUGGCUUUCCCGCUGAGGAGCAUCAACACAUGGUCGAUGUGCUCUUGGAGAAUGGCGGCGUUUGUGCCGAACUGGAUGAUCCGGAGUGCUCGCAUGUCGUGAUGCCCAAUACGGGCGCUGUCCUUACAAGCACUAGCACUAGCACUACUAGCACUGAUACUAACCACAACACUAACACUAAAAACCAAAUAAGCAGCAGACCCUGCCACACAGCCACACCCAACCGCAAAACGGACCUAGACUUUGCUGAUGUGGACGAACAGCAAGAGAGGGAGGAGGAGGAUCAGCUGCAGCAACAGGAGCAGCAGCCUGUGUCUGAUAAGGAGAAUCAGUCAGAUGAACUCGAUGACAUACAUUUUGAUGUGCGCUUGUUUGUGGAAUCCGGCGAUAUACAGCAGCCUGAAGAGCUACCGCUGCCCGACUCCGCGGAUGAGGAAGAUGUUCAGGCCAGUACACCGAAGAGCAUCAAGCAACAGCCAAGCAUCAUUAUAACCGCAGGCACGCCCACCAGCUGCAGUGGCAGCCCAUCGGCCGCAGAUGAGUUUCAGACAAACGCAGAGAGCCUGUCGCCCAUAUUGAUAGCGCCUGCCAAGCUGCUGACCAUCGAUACAAUUAAUGAAUGCGACAUGGAAACGGAUGACUUGACGGCAGCCGCUGCCGAGAAUGAUCUGAAACGGAAACGCGACAGUUUUGACAGCGUCUCGCUGAUGUCUGUGGACUCAUUUGCUCUGCCCGCGAGCACCAAGAAACCAAAGCUCAUACGCACUGGCUCCAUAACGCGCACCUUGAAGCGCUCCAUGAGUUUCGUGGCCGAUCGCACGCCCAUCAUCAAAACGCUGCGCACACGACGCAGCUCCAUUGCCGUUGCGGAUGCGUCCACAUUUCUGGGCAGCGAGACAAUCGAGGCGGAUGAUUCCAUGUGCUCGCUGGCCAGCAUUAACAGCACGCUGAACGAAUCGAUACGGAAACCGGUCAAAGCAUUGCGCAGCAUUUGCGAUCGCAUCACGCGCAGCAGCAGUCGCCGUGCGGAGCGCGAGGCCACGCCCGAAUGUGGGCCGCUGGACAGCGGCUUCAAGACGCCCAAGGCGCCGUUGCAACGAUUUGGCGCUAGCAGCGCCUCGGCCGCCAAGAAAACAGCAAAGCGUCUAUUCGGUCCGGUUGGUGGUGGUGCAGGUGGGAGCUGCUCCCUAACAUUUUCAACUAACAAUGCUAGCAAUCCCAACCCCAAUUCCAAUUCCGAUACCAGUACCAAUGGUAAUGCCCUUGUCAGUGAAACAUCCUCUGCAAUUGCCUGCUGUGCUGCUGCCACAGCCAUGUUGCCCAUAAAAGUCACAUCAUCUAUAUCAACAACAACAACAUCAUCAGAAUCAUCAACUUCAAUAACAUCAUCAUUGAUCGCUGUGCCAAUGGAUGCUCCCAAGCUGACAACGUCGACACCGCCGCAGGGCGACUGCAACGCGUUCGCUGCCGAUGAGCAAAUGGUCGUGGACGAGCACACGACUGUGUCGAAGCCGGAGCCCAAGAAUCAUAAUACGCACAUUCUGAAAUCGGACUGGUUCUGGUAUACCAUACAGAAUGGCUAUGCCAACGAGAUGGAUUAUCUAUUCGGCGAUUAUUUGGAUAGCAUUACGAAUACGCCGAGCACAGAUCGUCGCGAUUCGCUGCCCAUUAGCUUUAACAAGCGGAAACGGAAGCGUUUCUCACAGCGCAUACAAUUGGAGGGCACACCCCUGGGCACGGGCAAGCGGCGAUCUUCGGUAUCGGAUGCUGGCCUAUUGUCCGUUUCGAAUAGCUUCUUUGACUGCACCACCAGUCCCGAUAAGCUGGAGAAUGAUAAGCUAUUGCUGCAUGUGGAGCCAGAAGCUAGCGAGGCCACGCCCACCAAGAAAUCCAUGCGAUUUAAUCACUUUAUGGACUUCUUUACCACAGAGUCCAACUAUGUGGGUAUACUGGAUACCAUAUUGAAUCUGUUCAAGAACAAACUGGAUGAGUUGGCCGAAACGAAUGAUUCGCUGCUGAAUAAAUCAGAGAUCAAGUCAAUCUUUGGCAACUUUCUGCCCAUACACGAGGUGCAUCAGAGCAUGCUGGAGCAUUUGCGCAAGCUGCAUGCCAAUUGGCGGGAGGAUUGUCUCAUCGGGGACAUCAUUAUCCAGCAUCGCGAUGAUCUGAUCAAGGCAUAUCCGCCAUAUGUGAAUUUCUAUGAGCAGAUGAAGGAACAGCUGCAGUACUGUGAUCGCGAAUACCCACGCUUCCACGCCUUCCUCAAGAUCAACCAAACCAAGCCCGAGUGUGGACGUCAGAGCCUACAAGAUCUAAUGAUCCGACCCGUGCAGCGUUUACCCAGCAUUAGCCUGCUGCUGAAUGAUAUACUGAAGCAUACUAACAGCAGCAAUGCGGAUCAUGCGCGUCUCGAGGAUGCACUGAAGGCCAUCAAGCAGGUGACGCUGCACAUCAACGAGGACAAGCGGCGCACGGAAUCUCGCAUGGCCAUCUUUGAUAUAUUCAACGAUAUCGAUGGCUGUCCAGCACACUUGGUUAGCUCCAAUCGCAGUUUUAUCUCCAAAUGUGAGGUCAACGAGCUGUCCGAUUCACUGAGUGGGCGUGGCGACAGCCUAUUGCUCUACUUGUUCUCCGAUUCCAUAGAGCUAUGCAAGCGUCGCUCGCGGGGCUUCAACACGGCCAAAUCGCCGAGCACGGCCAAAACGCAUAAGCACAUAAAACUGAUAUCGCUGAAUACGAUACGCUUUGUCAUUGAUAUUACGGACAGUCCGCGUGCCUUUGGCCUGCUGCAGCGUGGCGAUAAGGAGAAGCUCUACACCUUUAGUAUCAUUGACGAGGAAACGGAUAAGCUGGUCUAUCUUAAAAAGUUGUGCAUGCAAAUUGCCGCGCACACGUGUCGCACAGAUGCUGACAAAAUGAUGCUGAGUCGCACUUCACUGGAACUGGAGGUGGACAUCAGCGAUGUAAAUGUCAGCACGUUGAGCAAGGCCUUUAAAUUGGCUGCAAAAACGCGCCUCAAGGUGGGACGCGCCUUUUCCUUUAACAAAACGCCCAAUAAGCUGAAACGUGCGGUAUCCACAAUGAUGACAUCGCCGUUUGGCAGCACCAAUUCGCUGACGCCCGCCUCGCAGCUGGCACAGAUGCGUCUGGCCAGCUGCACCAACAUUAAUGAAGUAGCUGAUGAGGAUUGUGCCAGCAUGCGCAGCAGUUCACCAUCUACGCAGUCCGAGCUACUGGUCGUGCCGCCGCUCUCUGUGCAGCCAACGCGCAAAAACAAGGCCGUUGUCGGUCGAAUUUAGCCAGCGAUGCUUGAGUCUGGCCCCGGCUAAUGCUCAACUCACCCAAUAAGCGUAUUCCAUAUGAACUCUUUAGUAGGCCUUAAGUACGUCUCGAACACUCACUUGUGCCCAUGCGUAAUCAUGACUGUAUUGCAUACUUUCGAUAUUCGUAAUCUCACAAAAAAACCAAAACAAAA
Drosophila montana is the source of this 4665-nucleotide messenger RNA. RefSeq names its product epithelial cell transforming 2 pebble (gene pbl). Bases 548 to 4489 code for a protein of 1313 amino acids. The transcript has 12 exons. The record is from RefSeq and is a predicted model, not a curated record. Gene Ontology annotation, cellular component: nucleus; cell cortex. NCBI's taxonomy places the organism in Eukaryota, Metazoa, Arthropoda, Insecta, Diptera, Drosophilidae. Gene Ontology annotation, biological process: activation of GTPase activity; mitotic cytokinesis; nervous system development. Gene Ontology annotation, molecular function: guanyl-nucleotide exchange factor activity; GTPase activator activity.